AUGGGAAGCUCCGCCUCGUCUCUUACGGGAGAAACGGAGUCGGAUCAUGGCUUCAGCACCACGCAGUACCCCUCCUCGCCUCCAAUGGGCUGGCUCCGGAACAGCCACAGCAGUCCCAUCUGGGGCACCACCUUCAUCCCGCGGCAGCAGCAACCCUCCCUGCCUCACCGCGAGCGCAGCCACUCCCACUCCCCUGGCUCCAUGGAAGCGGCGGUGCGAGGCAGUGAGUGGUCUUGUGGACGCUGCACCUACCUGAACGCCGGCGCCGCACCCCGCUGCUCCAUCUGUGAAGCGCCGCGUCAAAAACCUGACCUGAACCAGAUCCUGAGGCUGAGCAGCGGCGAGGAGCAGCGCUGGGCCUGUCCUCGCUGCACCCUCAACAACCCCCAGGGCUCGGGGGCCUGCACCGUCUGUGGCUUUGGCUCGUCUCAGGCUCCCCCCACUCCCCCCACCACCAUCGCUGCCACUGCCAACGGCCUCCCCCCAGCCCCCUCCGAGUCCCCCACCCCCACUGUGACCCCGACUGUUCUGCUGGAGCCGCACGGACCGCACCAGGCCAAAGAGGAGAUGCUGCGGCGCUCCGAGAGCAAUGGGGACGUGGUGCGUCUGGAGGUGCAGAGCUCGGGCUGGGCCUGUCCCCGCUGCACGCUGCACAACACCCCUGUGGCCCUGUCCUGCUCGGCCUGUGGGGGGCCCAGGAAGCUCUCCUUACCCAAGAUCCCCCCAGAGGCUCUGGUGGUGCCUGAGGUGCGGACUCCUGUACUGGGUUUCCCAGGCCACAGCGCAGGGGCACCUCCGCUGCUCAUCGACCUCACAGACGACUCUCCCCCCGCCCCCCCCUGCGAAGCUCAGGAGGCCCCACAUCCUGCUCCUCAGUCUUUUGCCACGUUCUCCUCUUUACAGAACAACCCUGUGCCACGCAGCCGGAGGGAGGUGCCCCCUCCGGGUCGCCCCCCAAACCCUGGCACUAGCACCCCCAGCCCCACCUCCCCCUCCACGGCCAUCGUCCCCCCACAGCCAGCCCCUCAGCGCCCCCCCAAACCCAAACACGCUCAGCCUCAGGAGCCUGCGUACCCCAGCAAGCGCCUCAGUAUUUUAGAAGAAGAGGAGCACCCUCUGCACCCCCACCUCCCCCCCCCCUCCUCCUCCUCCUCCUCCUGGAAGUGCCCCAGCUGCUCUGUGUCCAACGCAGGGAGCUCCUCCAAGUGUGAGUCCUGCAGGUCGUCCCGGGUCGGGGCUGACCUGAUCGACCUGGUGGGCUGUGAGUCCGUGCGCUUCACCCCCGCCAGCCCCUCCAGCCCAGACUUCAGCACCUGGGCCUGUUCCAAGUGCACGCUGCGGAACCCCACAGGAGCCGCCAAGUGCUCCGCCUGCAGCUCCUCUAAGCUGCAUGGCUUUCAGGAGCCGCAGACGCCUCUGUCCCGCUGCAGUGCGACCUGCGUUCACUCCACAGGCUCCAGCUCGUGCUCCUGCGCCACCUCCUCCUCAGGACAUAAGAGGAAACAGGGGCGGGGCUUCCCGUCCUCAGCCUCUGGCCUCCAGGAGAAGGGGGGGCAGUGGGGCUGCCCCGCAUGUACUCUGCUCAAUGACAACAAGGCAAAAAACUGUGCUGCGUGCCACACCCCCCAGCAGUACCUCACCCUGCGCAAGGUGCUCAAGCCUCUGAAGAGGAGGGAGAGCAUGCACGUGGAGGCGCGGCGCCGCAACGACGAGGGAGAAGCCAAGGAGCUGUGGGAGAACAUCGUCAGCUUCUGCAGAGAGAACUCUGUCAAUUUCGUGGACGACAGUUUCCCCCCCGGCCCGCGCUCGGUGGGGUUCCCCGACGGCGACAGCGUCCAGCAGCGCAUCAAGAAGUGGCUCCGUCCGCACGAGAUCAACUGCAGCAACUUCAAGGACCGCGGCGUCAAGUGGUCGGUGUUCAGGACGCCGCGGCCCUCGGACAUCCUGCAAGGCCUGCUGGGAAACUGCUGGUUCCUCAGCGCUCUGGCCGUGCUGGCGGAGCGACCGGAGCUGGUGGAGAGGGUGAUGAUCACGCGCGGGAUCUGUCCAGAGGGGGCGUACCAGGUGCGGCUGUGUAAGGACGGCACCUGGACCACGGUGCUGGUGGACGACAUGCUGCCCUGCGACGACUACGGGUACCUCCUUUUCUCCCAGGCCCAGAGGAAGCAGCUGUGGGUGGCGCUGAUUGAGAAGGCUCUGGCCAAACUGCACGGCUCGUACUUUGCGCUGCAGGCGGGACGCGCCAUCGAGGGUCUGGCCACGCUGACGGGGGCGCCCUGCGACUCCCUCAUGCUGCAGGUCAGCUCCACCAACCCCCGAGAGGAGCCCAUCGACACCGACCUCAUCUGGGCCAAGAUGCUGAGCUCCAAGGAGGCGGGCUUUCUGAUGGGCGCGUCGUGCGGCGGCGGCAACAUGAAGGUGGACGACGCCGUGUACGAGUCUCUGGGUCUGCGGCCGCGUCACGCCUACUCCAUCCUGGACGUGCGCGACGUUCAGGGCUACAGAUUGUUGAGGUUGAGGAAUCCGUGGGGUCGCUUCUCGUGGAACGGGAACUGGUCGGACGAGUGGACGGACUGGCCUCAGCACCUGCGGCACGAGCUGAUGGCCCACGGCAGCAGCGAGGGGGUCUUCUGGAUGGAGUACAGCGACUUCAUCAAGUACUUUGACUCGGUGGACAUCUGUAAGAUCCACUCGGACUGGCAGGAGGUGCGGCUGCAGGGCUGCUUCCCCAGUAAAGCCAGCGGCCCGGUCACCGUCACCGCGCUCACCGUGCUGGAGAGGACGGCGCUGGAGUUCGCCCUCUUUCAAGAAGGAAGCAGACGCUCGGACACGGCCGACAGCCACCUGCUGGACCUGUGCAUCAUGGUUUUCCGCGCCUCGUUCGGCAGCAGUAACAAGCUGACCCUGGGCCGCCUCCUGGCCCACAGCAAGAGGGCCGUCAAGAAGUUUGUGGGCUGCGACGUGAUGCUGGAGCCCGGAGAGUACGCCGUGGUCUGCUGUGCCUUCAACCACUGGCAGAUGAACGCCGGCGGCUCUGCGGGGCCCUCCACCCCCAUCUCGAGCCCCACCAGCGCCGCAGUGACCAGAGCGAGCCAGGACUUCCCCGGCUACAUCCUGGCCAUCUACAGCUCACGGCAGGUGAUGGUGGAGCAGGUGGAGGCGACCGCCACCACCCUGGCCGACGCCAUUAUCCUCCUGACCGAGAACAAGGGAGAGAGGCACGAGGGCCGAGAGGGCAUGACCUGCUACUACCUGACCCACGGCUGGGCGGGGCUCAUCGUGGUGGUGGAGAACCGUCACCCCAAGUACUACCUCCAUGUGUCGUGUGACUGCACCGACAGCUUCAACGUGGUGUCGACGCGCGGCAGCCUCAAGACCAUCGACAGCGUACCGCCGCUUCACCGGCAGGUGCUGGUGGUGCUCUCACAGCUGGAGGGGAACGCCGGCUUCUCCAUCACUCACCGCUUGGCGCACCGGAAAGCAGCUCAGGCCUCGCUGGGAGACUGGACCCCCACCAAGGCCACACACAGCCCCCAGCUCACCCCGGACAUUGACGGCCUGCACCGACCGCGGCCGCUAUGA
This is a messenger RNA of Knipowitschia caucasica, 3582 nucleotides long. The record is from the annotation of a GenBank genome assembly. Lineage: Eukaryota; Metazoa; Chordata; Actinopteri; Gobiiformes; Gobiidae.